Nothobranchius furzeri (turquoise killifish) is the source of this 488-nucleotide messenger RNA. RefSeq names its product SH3 domain-binding glutamic acid-rich-like protein 3. Gene Ontology annotation, cellular component: cytoplasm. The record is from RefSeq and is a predicted model, not a curated record. NCBI's taxonomy places the organism in Eukaryota, Metazoa, Chordata, Actinopteri, Cyprinodontiformes, Nothobranchiidae.
CACCUUGUCUGUUGCUUCAGCAGACUCACAUACCUUCAGACAGUCCUCAACUAACUAGUGCUCUGUUCUUUUGUCUCUGUGAACCUUUGCUACUAUCUUUACUUUUGAUUUACUACUAUUCAAGCAGCAGUCAUGCCUCUAAUUGUGUAUUGGACGAGUGUGAGCGGUUCUCAGAAGAUAAAAAAGCAACAAGACAGGAUCACAGACGUCUUGACAGCCAAGAAGAUCCCCUUCAAAGUGGUGGACAUCUCUCAGAAUCCAAGUGAGAAGGAUUUAAUGAGGAAGCUGGCAGGCAACCCGACAGCGCUGCCUCCACAAAUCUGCAACGACAACGUGUACUGUGGAGACUUUGAGGCAUUCGAGAAUGCAGUUGAGAUGGAGCUGUUAGAGAAUUUCCUUAAAAUCAAAAAGUAAUGCUGAGCAGCGAUGUGGGAUUCCUCUGUAUUCCUGAACAAAGCAAAUAAAAAUGUGUGCAUGUUUGAGUGGAA